AAAACAUUGAUUCAAUCCCCUUAAAUUCAGUGAGUCUAAAUAAUUAAGUGGUUAAUCAAAGGUCACUCUCAAAUUCUCCCCUAAGUCAGUCUCUUGAUUUACAUUAAAUUUCAAACCAUUUUUACCAACCAAGUUGUUAUUAAUUAGUUAAUUCAAAAUUAAUACAAUGAAAUAUAAAUAUUUAUGUUCUUUUGAUGAGACAUCUAAUGUGUACAAGCCUCUUACUAUUACUAAAGUGCCAUUAUUAUUUUUCUCAUAAUUUUUUUAGUAUACAUAUUUGUAGUUCCCUGUUGAUGGGACCAAAAGCUUGGAAGUGUUAUAUCAGACGUUAUGCCAUUCAAUUGCUUAUUCUCACUAGUAAAAUGCAUUUUCUGUAAACAAUACAUGUUUACAUAUUUUUUCCAGUUAGGAAAACUUCUAGUAAGAAUACAUGUGGAUGACCUUGCCAAAGACAAGAUGAUGAUGAUGAUAUUGACCUUCUAUGUUGAAUAAAUUGAAAAACUUGUUAAUAAUAAAUUAUGCAAGUCUGCAAAAUAAAAAUAAUACAAGAUUAUUUUAUUUUCAUCCAUCUAUUAGAUAAUUAAUUCAAACAGAACCUAUGAUAUAGUCCAACUUGUUGUUUAUUUGCAUUAAUUUAUUUACAUAAUUUUCAUAUAACUUUAUAUAAUAAUAAUAAUAAUAAGCUUUAUUGUCUAACAGGUAGUCCCAUUUACAAGACAAUACAAUUAACAUAUAAUUAAAGUAUCUAUAUAAAUUAUAAAUAAAGUAAACAAUGUUGUUUCAAUACAAUUAAAACAAUGAUUGAAAAAAUGAUUUAUAAAACAAUGAAAUUGAAACAAUGAUUAAAACAGUGAUUGACGAGUACAAUUAAUAAAUUUGGAUAAAUUUUAAGUAUGGCUGGAAAAACUUUAAUAAAGAACAUUAAAAAUGUACGGCUUCAUUCAUCAACAAUUGAUAAUAAAGAGAUGUUACAUUUUAAAAAAUUUGUUGAUCAGUGGUGGGAUGAAUUUGGAGAAUUGAAACCUCUUCAUGCUAUGAAUAAAAUACGAUUACCUUGGAUUAGAGAAUCUCUUGUAACAUGUAAUAAAAUGGAAGAUCCAUCAUUACCAUUAAAAGGAUAUACAAUAUUAGACGUAGGUUGUGGAGGAGGUAUUCUAAGUGAACCUUUGGCAAAGGUAGGAGCCAAUGUAACCGGUCUAGAUGCUAAUGUAGACCUUAUAAAUUCAGCCAAAGUACAUGCGAAUCUUCACAAAGUCAAUGUUAAUUAUGUAGCAUCAUCAGUAGAAGAUCAUGUCCAGGAUAACUUUGAAAAAUAUGAUGCAGUUAUAGCCUCAGAAGUAAUAGAACAUGUAACAAAUAAACAAGAAUUUCUUAAGGCAUGUGUACAGUGUCUGAAACCAAAGGGUUCAAUAUUUUUAACUACUAUCAAUAAAACGUGGCAAGCAAAUUUGGCAACAAUAUCCUUAGCAGAGAAUGUUAUAAAUGCGAUACCCAAGGGAACACAUCAAUAUGAGAAAUUUGCAACUCCACAUGAAUUACAACGCAUAUUAGAAGAAUAUAAUUGCAGAACAGAAGUUGUCCAUGGUACAAUGUAUAACUUUCUAACCAACACUUGGCACUGGUGGUUCAAUCCUUCAAUCACUUAUGCAAUGCGAGCUGUUAAAUUGGAUAAAUAAGAAUUAUUGUUAUUGUUAAUAGAGUGAUAUUGCAAGUUCACUUAAGGUUAGUCACUAUUAGCGCCGCCAUUAUUUUGACAUCUGAGCAUGCGCAAAUCGUUUUAGACUUUAUUAAAGAUAGUGCCAGUCCUUAAUUAUGGAUGUUCAACGGCAGCAAAUAGUGGCGACUUUAUAGCUUUCGGGUGCACUCGCCAACAUUCGUAUCAGUUCGAAAUUUUCUAUUAUAUAUUUAAUAUUAAAAUCCUCUAAAUCGCCUAAAAAGGCCAUUUAUUAUACCUCUUCUGUAUUAUGUACUAUUAUAGACAAUAACAAAAAUGAACUAUAAUUUAAAGUUUUUAAAAUGAGGUUAGGAAUAAGUAGGUAUAAGGACAAGGAUUCUAAUGUCAAAACUUCAUGUUUGUAAUAAGUCUGAUUUUAGCAUGUAAUUUAUUUGACUCCAAUUGUGUUGUCACUAUUAGUGGCUGGCGUUAUAGAAAUUUGCAAUAUCUCUCAAUAUAUUUUAUUUUACCUGUUUAAUAUUUCGUUUUUCUUUAUGUGUUUUUUUUUUUUCAUACAUAGUGUUUUUUAUAUGUAUAGAAAAACGAAGGCUUCUCCUUGGCUGAAGAGGCGAUAACGGCACAGAAAAUAAAAGUUUUAACUUGGUAACAUUCCUUAUUUUGCUUUAAUGUUUCCAAAUAUUUUCUCCAAAAGCAUUUUUUUUUAUCUUUAUCUAUUCUUUUCCACCACAAUAUAAACAGUCGUCAAAACAGAUACGAAACCUAUUUUUCUAGGCAUAAUUUUGCGGCGAGAACAAGAUACGUGAGGUUCUAGAGUGAUUGAGAGUCGAAACAUCCCUAAAAAUGCAAAAACAUAUCCUUCGGUGUUUUCGGAAUAAACUAUUCCUGGACGCUUUGCUUUCUUUUUCCUUUUAUGGAGGAAAAUGGGAAUCAAACUUAAAAUUACGGCAUUGCAACGGAGUAUCUGAUCAUGCAGCUGCCGCGAGCAUUCUAUAAGAUAUUGGGUUGGUAAACAGUAACAGAUACUUCCUAAGUAGUCGAUCGGUGUAAAAGAAGGGAAAAUAGUCAUAAUAGAAGUAUUUUACAGGCAGAAAGUAAGCAGGAUUCAAAUAACGUACGAAUUAUGUAUUUGAAUGUUAACAAUACUUUAAUUAUCGUCGAACAAAAAAAAGAUUCAAGAACCUUUCCGCCAUCUUAGACCGUCAGAUAGUGACUGAUUUAGGUGUCCCAUUUUCGCAUACAAGCCUCGAAGAGGGUUGAAAGUACAUCGAUGUUAAGUAGAAUGAAAGAAAAUUUACGAGUGACCUCUGGGGAUAACAUAUGCAAAAUUCGAUUUUCCUUAAUAGAAAUAAAAGGUGUUUUUUUGCUCAUAUUUCCACGCAAGCCGUGACCACUGAAUGAUUAAUUCAAAGAAAUUGACUUCGGAAAACCAAAGGCUUGACUGUUGAAAUAAGGGUGUAAUCUUGUAAAGAAAAAUCGACAUUUUAACCGAUUUUUCCACAGUAGCCCGUCGAAAGUAUGAAAACAUACAUCGUCACUAGCCCGAAAAACAUAUUGGCUUGAGUGGCGCGAAUGGAUAAGUCCAUUUUGGAGUUGCCUAUAAAAAAAUAAUGGCUUGAAUGUAGAGCGUGGUCUUCAAAUUUUCAGAACAUAGGAAAGUUGCUGGAAAAAUGUUUGCAAAUUGCCACCAUUUUCUCACGCAAGCCGUUUGACAUAUGCUUAGAAAAAGUGAUUUUAAGACUAUAUAACAAAAGGCUUGAUAGUAUAUUAUUCAAGGAAAGUGAUAUCUAUCUUUUUUAUAUUUUAGGUGUAAAUUUUAAUAUGAAUUUUGUGCUGAAGAAACAUUGUUUAUUUUAUAGAAAAAUGUAUAGGUAUUGAUAAGGGAAAUUCCCAGAUAACGAAAUUUAAAAUUAAAAUGUCAAAAUUGAAGUUAGCAAAGCUGGACGGUUUAGAGUCUAGAACAAUUUUAUUGUGAAAUUAUCAAGGUUGUUGUUAUUUUUGGAUUUUGAACACUGAUCUAUAUUAUUUUACUGGAUAGGAUAUAGGCUAUAUUUAAAAUACUAAAAAUCCGUUCCACCAAGGAGACCGGAAGUGCAACACUGCUGGCCGAUUUGGGCAAAUUAUGGUGGGAUCACAUAACUGAAUUUUGCGAUAAUUUGACAUACCUAACCUAUAAUUUGAUUAGAUUUUCUUCUUAUUCUUCUUCUAUUUCUUUUGCGGGCAAUGUCCUUUGGGACAAUUCACCCCUAAUUUGAUUUUUUUAUGAAAGAAAAUAUAAAAAUGGAAACGUGAAGCAUAUUGUGUCUUCACGAAAAUAGUAAUGCUAUUCGAUACUACCUAAAUAAAUAAAAAAUACAUCUCAUCGUAACUUGUUGACACAAUUAAAUGACAAAUGUGAUGACAACUGGAAAUAGAGGUUAUGUUAAAUAACAUCCGGUCCGCCAUAUUAUUUGCCCAAAUCGACCAAUUUUUUGGAACGUUUUUUAGAGGGCUAUAUCCUAUCCAGUAAAAUAAUACAGAUCAGUGAUUUUGAAUAGGAGAGAUUGUCAUAAAAUUUAGAGGAUUGUCAUGAAUUUUUUUAAGAAAUGUCAAGGGGGAAAAUGAAUACUAUAUUAGAGUAAUGAAGUAUUGUUAAUGAUUGGAAGAUUAUAAUAAAGAAUAAUACAAAAGGUAAAAAGAAAAGAAAAUUUUAUUUAAAACUCCUGAAUCAAAAGAAAAGGAUUCGGUAAGGGUAACAGAUAAGCAGACAUUUAAAGAAAAAAGCACACAGGCAAAGAUAUAGCAUACAGGUAGAGACACAGAGACAAAGGACACCAAGCAGCGACAGGACAAAAGCAACAGCAUUAGCAGGACGAAUACAACAGCAGGGGCAGAACAGCCAGGGCAGAGAAAUAGAAGAUUUUUUGUAAUUUAAUUGAUUUUUAUUUAUUUUUAUACAAAAUUUAUAAUUUUUCUAGAUUUUGAACCCG
Messenger RNA from Psylliodes chrysocephalus, 4641 nucleotides. NCBI's taxonomy places the organism in Eukaryota, Metazoa, Arthropoda, Insecta, Coleoptera, Chrysomelidae. The record is from the annotation of a GenBank genome assembly.